Molecule: messenger RNA, 2226 nt
Organism: Manihot esculenta (cassava)
Lineage: Eukaryota; Viridiplantae; Streptophyta; Magnoliopsida; Malpighiales; Euphorbiaceae
Product: F-box/kelch-repeat protein At1g16250
Exons: 4
Coding region: 615-1766 (383 amino acids)
Molecular function (GO): protein binding
Source: RefSeq, a predicted model, not a curated record
CUCCAAUUGAAUGCAAAAAUUUCAUCUAUAUCCAGAAAUCAACCUCCACUGUAUGUAAAAAAACUCUCUUUUAAUUUGAUAUCUAUUGAUAAUUUCUAAAAUUCUGUCCGUAUUAGCAUCUUUCUCCACUGCUAUUAAAGGGGGCUUAUAAAGAAGGACGCCGUAGAAAAAGAAGACGAUGGCAGCGAUGAAAGAGUGAGAGAGAUAGAAAAUGGAAAAGUCAAGAGUUUUUAAAGGAAUGAAAAUUAAUUUAGAAAAAAAGAUAGUUUAAUCUUUUCUUAAUCAACUGAAAAUGGAUGGAAGAUAGGAUAUUUUAAUUAAUUUAUAAAAAAUAUAAAAAUUAAUUUAUAAAUAAUGAUAAUAUUUAGUAAUUAAAUUGUAAAUCUCCCUAGUUUUUAAAGAAUGCUUACGAGCAAGCCAAAUUACAGUCAGCUCCCUCACGCUAUCAAAAGAUUGGCAUUGUUGAAACUUUGGGGAGAUGACAAACCCAGGGCCGAAAAGCUGAUUUUCUCUUACGGUCAUGGAGUUGCCUUCCAAACUCUUCUUCUCUUCUUAACGUUUUCAGCGCAACCCUCGUCUUCGAGCUUUUCAUUUCGUAUUUUUGCGCUUCAUCUAUGGAAUCUGUAGAUCAGCUUAUCAUCCCAGGACUGCCAGAUGAUCUGGCUUUGCGAUGUCUUGCAAGGCUAUCCCACGGGCAUCAUGGAUUGCUUGAAACUGUUUCAAAGAGGUGGAGAGAUUUAAUUCGUAGCUCAGAAUAUGCACACUAUAAAGCUAGAGAAGGAUGGUGUGGAAAUUGGCUGUUUGCCCUUACUGAACAGUCUAACAACCAGUGGAUUGCCUAUGACCCUGAUGCUGAUAGGUGGCAUCCCCUGCCUAAGUUUUCAGGGGAUUAUGCUGACUGGCAUCACUCUGGGUUUUCUUGCGUUUGCAUUUAUAAUCGACUCCUUGUAAUUGGUGGAUCCUAUGCACCGCAAGAUUCAUCACUUCCCCAUCAAAAGCCUUUGAUAACUGAUUAUGUCCUGCAGUUUGAUCCAUUUAAGAAAGAGUGGAAAAGAAUGGAAAGCAUGCGAACACCACGUUCUCAUUUUGCAUGCAGUGUUAUCGGUGGCAAGGUUUAUGUUGCUGGGGGCCGCAACUUGUCUUCUACAAGAGGACUUGCCCUUGCUGAGGUUUAUGAUCCACUAAUAGACAAAUGGGAGGAAUUGCCACCAAUGCCCAACCCUCAGAUGGACUGCUUAGGCUUAUCAUAUAAAGGCAAACUUCAUGUUUUGAGUGACCAGGUAGGUCUGUCAGACAUGAAUGCUUCUCAAGUUUUUAAUCUAUCAGAGAAAACAUGGUGCAUAGUGGAGGAUAUCUGGCCUUUCUCAAGGGCAAUGCAAUUCUCAGUUCAGGUCAUGGGGGGUGAUCGGGUAUAUACAGUUGUUGAUUGGGGUGAAAGCUUGAUUAAAACAAGAGAUUCUGAAAAAGGAGAAUGGUAUAACAUUGGUGCAAUUCCUUCGGUAAUUCUUCAUAACCAUACACGGGCAUUGGAAGCCUUUGGUUAUGGUUUUGCAGCCUUACAAGAGGAAUUAUAUAUUUUAGGUGGAAAGGUUCUCAAGUGGGAAGAAGCAGGAACUGGGAGAUUUGACAUAGUAAGAUUGGGUCUGGUGAGGGUAUGCAAUCCACUGGUCAGGCCAUUGAAAUGGAAGGAAGCUAGACCCAUGUGUGGGCGAGCAUGCGGCUCUAUACUAGGAUGUGCAUCCUUGGAAGAAGAAUAUUCUGUCUGAUCAAGAAGAAAGAGCGCAGCCAAGUUGAAAUGAGUUCAAAAAUUGAGACUCAAACUUUGCUUGCUGGACAAUCAUACAAAUGAACAGCGCAUUGUGGUGUUGCUGACAUGGAAUAUUGUCCUUCUGGAUAGUGUUUACUGCGAAUAGCAUCAUCGAAGAAUGUUACAAAACACAAGGACCUUGGAUUAAUUGUGCUUCAAAUGCAACUUUAACCAAGAGUAUUUUGUGUAUAUGUAGUUCCAGCUCAGCAUAUUAUUGGCUAUACGUGUUGGCAGAGGAUUGGACAAUAGCCAUAAUAGGAGCAGAUGAGAAUAUGACAGUCUAAAAUAGAUAUACACAUGUUCCGGGUUGUAAUUUUCCUUAUUUGCUUGGUAGUUGCAUGGUUUGUAACAACUGACAGGUCAAAAGAACAGCCAUUCUUUCCUUUUCUACAUAUUAUUACAUCUAUGGUGUUCUUCCA